AUGGAGGAUACCUAUGAACAAGAUCAUGACAUCCCAAGUGCGCACCUUGCUACAUUUUGUAUCUGUUUUCAUGGCAUUUACGAACCACCAGCGGUAACAGGUCAGCGCCCUUCGCAGCGCAAGCCUAGGCCAGUCCCAAGAGAUUUCCAGGACAUUCUACCCCCCAACGAAGACAUCAACCCCUCAGAUUCCUCUGGGAAUGAUCUGUCUUCUGUGGUGGAAACUCAGAACCCACCUCGCAGCAAGAUUCAAAGAGUCCUUUUGACUCUGCAUGAUUCUCUUCAAACCUCAUUCAACAUAAUUGGACUCUGUCGAAAAUAUCCUAGGCGACCCUCAUUUGAGCCUGACAAAUACAUCCCUUCUUCGCUGCUGGCUAUCUCGAGUCCAACGACUGCCAAUGCCCAGAGGCCCGAACCAUCUCUCAAACCACCGUAUCCCUUCCCCAACAUGACCGUCUACCGUCUUAUGUCGUGGAUGAACUCCGGCAGUCAUCACAAAUCGGAGGCUGAAAUAUCACGCCUCAUUAAAGAUGUGAUUCAGGCAGAGGAGUUCAAUCCUAGGGACCUGGAUGGGUUUUUUGUUAGGGAGAGCUUGCAUACGUUGGACAAUAGCGGAGGAGAGGGGACAGCCAAUUUUCCGGAUGACUGGUUAGAGACAGGUAUCACCCUUGACAUACCUACGAAGUCUAAGGACGAGCCAUCCAGGUUGUUUAACGUCCCAGGCUUUCAUUACAGGCCACUCGUAGGAGUGAUUCGUUCCACAUUUGCUGACAUUCAGGCCAAUGCAUUCCAUCUUCUCCCCUUCAAGCGCCUGUGGAAGAAUCCUCUGGACGGCCAUCAAGAGCACUUAUUCAACGAGCUGUAUACCUCUGAUUCCUGGCUAGAGGCUCAGGAUGACUUGCAGAGACAGCCAAGGGAACCUAACUGCUCACUUGAGCGUGUCAUUGCUGGACUAAUGUUCUUUUCUGAUGCGACCCAUCUAGCAACCUUCGGAACAGCCAAGGCUUGGCCUCUUUACAUGUACUUUGGAAAUUUAACCAAGUACGCGCGCUCAGCACCCAAAUCUGUGUACCCCCAUGGAAUUGUACUUCAGUGUCCGGACGGCAUAUGGAGAAGGGUAUUUCCACGCAUAUUCACUUACUCCACCGAUUAUCCAGAGAAGGUCUUGAUAGCGACAAUAAAGGACACGGGCUCUCGCCCUUGUCCGCGCUGUCUCACUCCAAAGGCCUCCUUUGAUUUCCUGGGCCUAUUCAAAGACAUGCAGGGCCAUGUAGCUAACCUCAGGACCUACUGCCUGGACAGUGUAACAAGUGCUCGCACAUUCAUAUAUGGUCGGGAAAAUACUGUUAAUGGCUCAAAGGUGCAGGCAGCGCUUGGAGGAGGAUUGUGGGUGCCUACCAAGAACACAUUUGCAGAAAAUCUUGGACCCCUAGGAUUUGACACCUUUCGCAUGCUCGUCGUUGAUUUUAUGCACGAAUGCGAGCUAGGUACGUGGAAGGCGCUGUUUACUCUUCUGAUCCGUUUGCUCUAUGCCCUCCCGGGCGGCGACUGCCUGGUUGCAACUCUUGACAGCAGAUUUCGCCAACUUCCAUCAUACGGCAAUGGGGUCAUACGCAAAUUUGCCAACAACACUUCAGAAAUGAAGAGGCUCGCAGCAAGAGACUUUGAGGACAUUUUGCAGUGCGCUAUACUGGUCUUCAAAGGACUAUUCCCAGAAGACCACGACAACGUUGUACAAUCACUUUUGUAUAGAUUUGCCCAAUGGCAUGCCCUUGCGAAAUUAAGGAUGCAUUCCAAAACAACCCUGUCCGCUUUGGAUACAACCUUCAAAUACCUCUCCGGUAAACUACGCAGGUUCUGCGACUUUACCUGUGCUGCUUUUGCUACCUUAGAGUUGCCCAGAGAAAAAGCUGCUCAUGAGCACAAGGCUGCCCACGAACGUUCAGCUUCUGAUAACCCAGGUGUGGGGAGCGGCGGCCGAAAGGCCAAGAAAUUUAAUUUGAAUACCUACAAAUUUCAUGCUAUGGGUGACUAUCCACGGUCAAUCCAGCUCUUCGGAACCAUAGACUCAUAUAUCUCCCAAAUCGGAGAGCUGGCCCAUAGAGCACUGAAAGUGUUCUAUCCAUUGACCAACAAACUAGAUACCUCAGCGCAACUCGCUAAGCAUGAACACUGUUGUCGUGUCCUCAGGCGAGUUCAGGAGGAUUUUGUACCAAAACUCAAGGACCAUGUGCUCUAUCGGCUUCUCAAGUUAGAUGUCAGCUAUUGCGACCACGCUUUCACACACGAGGAGCGUAAUUCAGUCAUAAUAUCAGAGAGCAGGCUAUAUUCUGUGCAAACUAUGCAGGUCCACUAUACGACUUACGACCUCAGACGGGAGUAUGACACGGUCAAUCCUCGGACCCACUGUAAUGUCAUGGUGCUAUCUGGGGAAACGAGUCCUCAACAUCCUUACUGGCAUGCCCAAGGUUUGGGCAUCUACCACAUGGAUGCAUGGUUGAAUGUUGAAGGUCCGAUCAAAAGGCACCAAAUCGAGGUGCUUUACGUUAGAUGGCUGGCACCCUUGAGCGACCACCGGUCGGGGAUGAGGUGUGCUAGGCUUCCUAAGGUCGCUUUCAUUGAGGAGUCCGACCGCGAUGCCUUUGGCUUUCUUGACCCUGGUCAGGUCAUCCGGGGUGCACAUCUGAUCCCGGCUUUUGCCUCUGGGCAUGGAACCACCUCCCUUCGCCAUGGAAAGUCAUUUGCACGUCAGUGCGGCAGUUUAGAUGACUGGGAGGCUUACUAUGUUGGCAUAUUCAUUGACAGAGAUAUGCACAUGCGUUACACGCACCAUGGAGUUGGGCAUCCCGCAGCCCUGCGGGAGAUAACGAAGGACUCGCGGACAGCCCAGCAUCGGAGGAAGACGAGAAUGACGACAACAGCGACUGGGUUGAAGCCUACGAGGGCGACAGGUUAUGGCGACAGUGAUGGUGAAGGAAGGGGGGAAGGCAAUGAUAGCAGCGAAGAAGACCAAGACGCCGAUGAAGACCAAGGAGAAGAUGAGAAUGAAGAUGCAGAUCAGUGCGAUGAAGAUGAAGAUGAAGAUGAAGGGGUAGACGAAGCAGAUGACUGGGAGAUGGAAGAUGGUAGGGACCAGGAAGAAGACUAUGGGUCUUUCUGA
Molecule: messenger RNA, 3159 nt
Organism: Suillus subalutaceus
Lineage: Eukaryota; Fungi; Basidiomycota; Agaricomycetes; Boletales; Suillaceae
Exons: 10
Coding region: 1-3159 (1052 amino acids)
Source: RefSeq, a predicted model, not a curated record